AUGUAUGAUGCCAAUUUUUUAUUCACUGGACUGCCAGUACAUUCUACAGACCAAGAUUUAUCAAUGUGCGAACCUUACCUUGAUGAUUAUACAACGGCAAAUAGUACAAGCAAUAACAGCACUUCCGUCGGUCAAUUACCGUCAACUACCUUAUACGAAUUUGAGGAAUUUGCUACUCAAUUUCAAGCAACUAUAGCGGCCAAUAGCCAUAUGGCUGCUGCUAAUUCAUUCGAUAAUUUCUCGUACUCAUAUCCUUCCUCAAGAAAUGGCAUAUUCUCUCCGGAUAUAAUAGCUUCCCUGAAUUCCCCAGAACCUUUUUUCAACACACCGAAUUCUUAUCAAAUCCUUAAAGAUAAUUGUUCAAUAACGGCUCCUUCACCUCAAAAUUUUCCUUCCAUGCAAAGUUUUAAUGCUUCGUCAACUGGUAUUACAUUAACCGAUUUAAAUACAUGUUCUUCGAUAGAAGAACCAUUUGAUCAAUUAUCGACAAUCAAAGCUAAAACUGAUCCUUUAAUAACUCAAAAUGAAAACAUGAAUAAACGUGUUUCAGUGGAACAUGAGUCUAUAUUAUCAGAUAGAUCCUUAAAAAAGAAACGAAAAAGCACAGCUGGGAUUACUAAAACCGUAACAAAACCAUUAGAUGGUCUUAAAUCUUCAGCAACUAGAUCUUAUGUCAAGAAUGAACCAAAUCCUCAAAAUCACGCCUCACAUAAUGAAACAACUACGUGUAUUGAUGAAUUAAAUGUGGGUUCAAGUGUACAAAGUAUAGGCGUUCCAAAUCCUUUGAUGGUUAGCACCGAUAUACCUUCCAAUUAUGUCACUGAUGUAUUUAGUCAACCUUCUUGGCCUGAGACUGCAAACCAAAGCUUUAUCCCGAAUGUGGUAAAUUCAAACAGGAUUACUGAUACACCACAAUUUCCUAGUAUCCCAAUACUUCCAUUAUCGCGUGAUGCUGUGAAUUCUACUGCGAAGGUCGCUAUAACGCGACUCAAGCCUUCAACCGUUACACCACUACCUCAGUCCCAGCUACAGUCCAACAAGCAACAAAAGAAAGUUGCACACAAUGCAAUAGAACGUCGAUAUAGAAAUAACAUAAAUGAUCGUAUAAAUGAACUUAAGAAUGUAGUCCCUGCUCUUUGUAAUUUAAAAAACAAAGAUGACAAAGAUGAAGACGAUAACGAAGUAGAUGGUAUCCCAGCUGCCACAAAAUUGAAUAAAGCUACUAUUUUGAGAAAAUCAACAGAAUAUAUCACAUAUUUGAAAAACAAUAAUAAAAAAAUCAAAACUGAGAAUGAGGUAUUAAGGAAGAUGAUUGAAGCUCUUCCAGGCGGUAUUGAGUUAUACAACGCUUAUCAUAUCAAAAAAAUGGCAGUUGAAAGUGUCGGGACUCCAUCUGAUACAUCGGAAGAUACUGAUUCAGAUCCCUCUAGUGUUUCUAACCAUGAAGAAUUUGAUUAUCUUCCACCGACUCCACCAUCUGGAAACACUGGUUCAAGAGCAAUGAUGGCUUUAUUUAUGUGUAUGACAUUUUUUACAUCAGGCUACGAUCAGUAUACAUCCUAUCAUCAUAGUGAAGGUCGUGUUAUGAGUAGCAAUGGGUCACCAACCAAUAAUAAGUCUGAAAUUCCAAAAGGAACUUACAAUUCUAGCGAUGGUACAAUAACGAUUAACAUUUGGUAUUUUGCUAGAAUUUUUGCCUUUAUUAUGUGCCUGGCAUAUAUUAUUCGGCCAUCCCUAUUUUCAAGUCAACCACGUAUUAUUCGAAAAUCAAAAUCAGUUAUCAUUUCUGUUUUAACUACCAAAACUAAAGAUGCGACAGCACUCUAUUCAUCUCUUUCGCGCCUUUCGCAUCGAUCACCGAUGAAUACAUUUGAACUUUUAAUUGGUUUAUUUACUGAAUCCUUAAGAUUUUUUUCAAGAAGACUUUUAGGAUGGGAAAUUCCUGGCAGCUUUACUAAUAUAGACAUGGAUGAAAGGUUAUGGGAAGUUGGAUUAUGGGGUCGACUUGGUGAAGUUGAAUUAUGUGGUGGAAAUAAAAAUGCAAGUCGUCUUUCAAUUUUGUACACAUGUCUUCGAACUGUCAACUUGUUGGAACAUCCUUACACGAUACAUAAAAAUUUGUACAUUAGCUCCUCUCGUAUAUAUGCGAACGCUGCGAUACAAUGUUAUAUAGGCCUUCAUUCUAUCCCUUUUUUAUCACAAAAAGUUGUAUCCUCUUUCUGGAAAUUGGCCAUUAAAGAGAAAGGACGCAUUGGAUCUGAAGAGAAAUGGUUUGAAAUUGCUCUUAUCAGCGACUCAAAUAGUGAUAUAUGGAAAGUUGUAGCCGAAAGAAUCAGUAAUUAUAUUCUUCAUUCGCCGAAAAACGAUGAAGCUAUUUCACCCAUGAGAAAUACUACUAUACCGCUUAUUCAUAUUUCAGAUAUGCAAGGUUUUAUUCAUCUUAAAGAAACCUUUUCUAACUUUGUUUCUAUGCGAUAUGGCAAUAAAAAGAAUGCAAAGAAAAGUAAAUUUACUUUUGCAGAACUGCUUAGUGUCACCACGCCAGCAUCACUGACGCACUGGUAUGCAUUGGUCGGAUGUGCUGUACAGGCUUUUUCAGAAGGAAAACAUGUUCCUGGUGAAAAGUUUGUAAAUAAGCUAAAGGAGGAAUUUCAAAAAACAGACAAAAGCUUAAACAAGCAGAUUAUUGCUAUGGGCUUGCUUUCUCAUAUUCUUUUAAUAUAUGGUAAAGUUGAGGCGUCUGUCCGCUGUGCCGAUAAAGCUAGCAAUUUUGUAUCGUUGCGAAAAAAAGAAGAAAAAACAGGUGUUGAAGAUGAUUCACUAGAUAAAAAUUUAGAGAUUCAAAAAAUAGAACAUGAUGUUCACACCCUUGCAGAAUAUUGCGUUGGUUGGAUCGUUUUAGAAGCAAGGAUUUUCGGAUGGAAAAAAAUUGAGGGACUUUCAUUGGAAAACAAAGAUGAAGUAUUACCUGGUAUCCUUAAUGUUGAGGCUCGACUGAUACCUUCUAUUGAUAGUUGGAUACGUUAUUUGCGUCGAUUAUCAAAAGCUGAUGUGUUCAACAAGAUUCCAAAAGCUCGAGAAGAAUUUAUCAAGAAUCUUGAGGUUCUUGGAAGAAUUGUGGGUGGAUUGGAUGAAAGUUUUGGUUCUAUGAAUUGUUAUGAUAAUACUAAUAAUGAGGGAAAUUUGGUUGAUCAAAAUGAAGAUAAUAGAGCAGUAAGGGCUUGGAAUGCCCUAAAGGAAAUGUAA
This is a messenger RNA of Cetraspora pellucida, 3246 nucleotides long. NCBI's taxonomy places the organism in Eukaryota, Fungi, Glomeromycota, Glomeromycetes, Diversisporales, Gigasporaceae. The record is from the annotation of a GenBank genome assembly.